Messenger RNA from Vidua macroura (Pin-tailed whydah), 3005 nucleotides. It is a transcript of the gene AKR1A1, whose product is annotated as aldo-keto reductase family 1 member A1. Bases 191 to 1174 code for a protein of 327 amino acids. Gene Ontology annotation, cellular component: cytosol. The record is from RefSeq and is a predicted model, not a curated record. Gene Ontology annotation, biological process: aldehyde catabolic process. Lineage: Eukaryota; Metazoa; Chordata; Aves; Passeriformes; Viduidae. The transcript is spliced from 9 exons. Gene Ontology annotation, molecular function: aldose reductase (NADPH) activity.
GCAUGUAUAGCUAUGGUUGUUUUACUGCUGAAAGACUCGUUGCUUUAGGUGAAAAAAGAGCCGUAGCUGUGGGUUGAUGAACCGGGGUAGUUUGCAUUAUUGUGGCUAUUGAUGCAUCCUCCCAGCCUUACACCGUCCUUGAAUUACUCUGAGCUUUAAUCCUUUCAUGUGAAUGUGGCAGUAGGUAAAAAUGCCUGCAACAUGUGACUUUGUUGCACUGCACACUGGGCAGAAGAUGCCUCUCGUGGGACUGGGAACUUGGAAAAGUGACCGUGGCCAAGUGAAGGAGGCAGUGAAACACGCCCUCAGCGUGGGCUAUCGCCACAUCGACUGCGCAGCCGCCUACAGCAACGAAGCCGAGAUCGGGGAGGCCUUCCAGGAGUGUGUUGGGCCCAGCAAGGUUAUUAAAAGGGAGGACCUGUUUGUAACAUCAAAGCUCUGGAAUACCAAGCACCACCCAGAAGAUGUAGAGCCAGCACUGAGGAAAACACUUGGAGAUCUGAAACUGGAUUACCUGGACCUGUACCUCAUGCACUGGCCUCAUGCCUUUGAACGAGGGGACAAUCUCUUCCCAAAGAAUGCCGAUAACACGAUGCGUUACGACUACAUUGAUUAUAAGGAUACCUGGAAGGCAAUGGAGAAACUGGUGGAAAAAGGUCUUGUGAAGGCCAUUGGGCUGUCAAACUUCAACAGUCGUCAGAUCGAUGAUGUAUUAAGUGUGGCUACUGUGAAGCCAGCUGUGCUCCAGGUGGAAUGCCAUCCUUACCUAGCUCAGAACGAGCUGAUUGCUCACUGCCAGAAACGAGGACUGGUGGUCACUGCCUACAGUCCCCUUGGCUCUCCAGAUCGCAUGUGGAAACACCCAGAUGAGCCUGUGCUGCUAGAGGAACCUGGGGUCAAAAAAAUUGCAGAAAAAUACAGCAAGUCACCUGCACAGAUCAUCCUCAGAUGGCAAGUACAGCGUAAAGUGGUUGUCAUUCCCAAGAGUGUCACUCCUGCUCGCAUUCAGCAGAAUCUGCAGGUAUUUGACUUCAGCCUUACAGAAGAGGAGAUGAGCCACAUUGGAAGCCUGAAUAAGAACUGGCGUUACAUUGUGCCAAUGAUCACGGUGGAUGGAAAACUAGUAGCCAGAGAUGCUGGACACCCUCACUACCCCUUUAAUGACCCCUAUUAACUACUAGAAAAUAAGGUGUUAAAGUAAUGCUCCUGUAAUUGCCCUUCCACAAAGUAAUUGUUGCCACGAUUUGUCAAAGGCACUGUCCAAAUGAAAACCUUCCUUCCCAAGUAGGUUUUCCUACAAUGUACUACUUCUAAUCGACCUCCUGCCUGGAGAUCCUGUGGCUUCUGUUCCAAAGUUUGUGGAUUUAUUACAAUGACUGCAAGCUGGCUCCUGGAGGCAUCAGAUCUUUUGGAGAUUACAUAAAGAGUAAUGGAGUCUAAGUCAAGUUCCAAACACAUCGUUAUCAGACAAGGGCAUUACUUUGAGUAAUUACUUUGGUUACUACUGUGAAAUGGUUUUGAAAACUUCAGUUACUACCGUGAUGAGGGAAAAAAAGAAGGGUGAAGGCAUGAAAUUUUUUUUAAGGCUAAAGAAUUGCUCAGCCAUCAACUUUGAUAUCUUUAUUAAUAAUUUUUUUACACAGGGAAUGAAGUGAAAUGUGCUACAGUUGCCCUAUGUCUAUAAACCAUUCAUUAAAACCCAAGUAAUCAGCCAUACCCAGUGCUUUUAUCCACUUCACAGUACUUUUGGGACGUAGAGUUGUCAAAUUUCUCUUUCUUUUAAUUUGCCUGUAGAUUUGAGGAGAAUAAAAGCAGACCCUGGAGCAGGCCUUCAGGUAAAUCCUCUCUCUUGCUUGUCACAGUGCUGGGUUUCAGCUCUGAUCCUAUCACAAAAGCCACAAGAACUUUUCAGCAAGUCUUGCAGAAAAACAUCCUACUUCUCCCGUGAAGCUGUCCAGUGUUCCUUUACCAAAGAUGUCCAUUUGGAGUUCUGGAAGGUCAGAAAAUUAGUUCCUAAUUUUACAGUAAGACCAAAGACCUGUCAGAGCUCCCAGUGUUUUAAUGUUGCAUUUUUGGCUGCUGCCAAAAAAUGUCUUUGGUUGAUGCUUAGGAGAGCUGCUCCUGUCUCCUGCUGUACCACUGACCUGCUGGUAACUCGGGGUGAGUCAUUUGCCUUUUGUGCCUGUUUUCUUACUUGCCAUGUCUCUGUGUUCCCCUGGCAGAGACUCAUUUCCGGAGUGCUGAUGCGCCCCUGGACUGGAACUCCAGCUCUAAGCACAGUUUUCUUUGGUUUCAGUCUCUUAAUGAACUGGGUGGUCAUCUGAGCACAAAGGGCAUGAAGUGUUAGUACCUACCUGUGCUCUGGUGGUGACACUUUCUGUGGCCUUAGAAACAUCAACACUUUAUUUUGGUCCUCUCUACCUGUUAAAUAGAAUUAAUUUUUUUCCCAUAGUAGUAGCAAGCAAUUAGAAAAAUAGUCUUGUAUAUGAAAUAGUUCAAAAGGUAAAGAAUUAGACGCUUUAAUUUGGAUAACCUCAUUUGCCAUAGGCCUAUAGCAGAUCUAUGAAUUCAUUUUGAGUGUAAAGCCUUCUCAGGUAAUUCCUUCCCUGGGCCUCACAGUGUGCAGCUGAACUGGAAAAAAAAAAAAGAGUGACACCCAUUUAUCAUUCCUUGUAAACCGCAGGCAAAAUUUCAGGAACAUCCUUUGUAAAAUGUUUCCUAAUUCCUGAUGAAUGUGCCUCAGUGGAGGAAGCCAUUGCACCUCAUUUAGGAUUCUUUACUAGACUCGACAUUUUCUCCUAAGGAAAAUUAAAUUCUUGUUGGUUUCUUUAAUUGUUCUACUCAGAGACGGUGACUUUGAAUAUGGUUCUUGUUGCAGUCAUUAGGCAAGCAAUUGAACUUUGAAGGCACUCUGGAGACUGCAGCCAUCCUGACAAGGACAGUGGCUUUUCUUGCUUGUUUCACUUGCAUUUUUGCUUGUUUAAAUAAAUUCUGUAUGCACUGUA